Molecule: messenger RNA, 3971 nt
Organism: Ipomoea nil (Japanese morning glory)
Lineage: Eukaryota; Viridiplantae; Streptophyta; Magnoliopsida; Solanales; Convolvulaceae
Product: disease resistance protein RPP13-like
Exons: 4
Coding region: 480-3743 (1087 amino acids)
Biological process (GO): defense response to other organism; actin filament depolymerization
Cellular component (GO): actin cytoskeleton
Molecular function (GO): actin binding; ADP binding
Source: RefSeq, a predicted model, not a curated record
AAGCAAAGAGAGGGGAUGGCUUGUGUAGCAGUAACUAUUGUUGUGAGGAUAAUAGAGGUUGGGCUCUUGCAAUCUCAGCCUGGUCCAGUUGCACUAGAAAACUAAUUCAUUUGCACUGGUAUCGGCAUCAUGCAAAAUGAGACUCUAACCCAGUCAAAGAAUCUAUUGGAUCUUUGAUCCAUCUCUAUUUCAUCAGUGGAAAAAAAAAAAGCAGUGACCCUCCAACUCUUGAAUUAUUGCAGCAGUUAAAUUAAAGUUGGGGAGAAAAGUAAAGGAAUCUUUUGAGUUGGAAAGCUAAAGCUUAAAAAAGCUGUCGGCAUAGAUAGGAAUUAUUGCAGUCAUCAGAUCAGUGGCAAUACCCAAUUGCUUCAUAUCAAAUUCCAUUCAUCAUCUUGCUUCACUUGCUUCUGCAAACAAGCUCAGAAACAAAAACAACUAUCUCAUUUACAUUACACCUACACCAAUACAGAUUGAGAAGAAUGGCUUGUGUGGUUGUACUUUCUCUUAUGAGGACGCUAGAGCUUGAGUUCUUGCAACCUCUCCCUCGUCCUAUUCUACAACAAAAGGAACUCAUCCCUUGCAACAAAGACUUGGUCCUAUCUCUCCAUAACAAGCUUGGAUUUCUGAUGGAACUAUUCGAUGAGAACAGAAUGGAUGGUGUUGAAGCAAUAAAAGAGUUGGAAACAAAGCUCAGAGAUGUAGCUUCUAGGAUUGAGGAUGAAAUUGAACUCCAAGUAGUACAUCUUUAUGAGGAUGAAAUUCAACUCGAAGAAGAGGAAAACAGAAUUUUUGAAGGAAUUUUUGAUAUUUUUGACAAAAUUGUGUAUCAUACAUUUCAGCCACUGGAAGAAGAAGGAGAAGAAGAAGAAGAAGAAGAAGAAAUGCCACAGGGUGAGAAAAGCACUCAUCAUUGCCAACGCCUUCAUCAGACAAGUACUCAUCAUUGCCAGAGGCUUCAUCAAAUAUUGCAUCCAGUAAGAGGAAAAUCACAUCCUUGUCUCAAAUUCCGUCGUAUUUUGCACCGAGCUGUACAACACAUUGAUGCCAUCACUGAAGAGUUGGCGAAAGCCAAGGAGGAGUACCAGCUUUUCAAACAUCAUCUACAAGCAGGAACAAAGCAGCCUGCCUCCCUUCAUGUUUUACCAAUACCUACUCAUCAAGGUAUCACCAAGCCUGAUUCUUCUCACAAUGCUUCACGCUCCAAAGAAAAAAUGGUUGGAAAACAGGAUGAGUUCGAGAUUAUCAAGGAGAUGCUAAUCCAACAUCCAUCAAAGCAACUAGAAAUUGUCUCCAUUAAAGGUAUGGGAGGUAUUGGUAAGACAACAUUAGCAAAGAAAAUUUAUGAACAUCCAUCAAUCACUUCCUACUUUGAUAAGCGAGCAUGGACUGUCGCAUCACAACAUCACUGUAAGAGGCAAAUGCUCUUAGAUCUUCUUGGUUCCAAAGACGAUGCAGACAAAAGCAGUGAUGAGGACAUAGCAUUACGACUCUACCAAAGUUUCAAGUGUCAAAGGUACUUGGUUGUGAUGGAUGACGUAUGGAGUGUAGAGGCAUGGGAUGCUCUCAAAACUUGCUUUCCCAAUGAUGAAUAUGGUAGUCGAGUAUUGUUGACUACUCGCCUUGCUAAGGUGGCUAAUCAUAUCUGCACCCAAAAUGACUUUUCUCAUCAAAUGCAAUUGUUAGAACAAAGUGAGAGUUGGGAACUAUUUAAUGAAAAGGCAUGUAAAUCUCGCGGUGCUGAAUUUGAGACGAUUGGGAGACUGGUAGUUGAAAAAUGCAAAGGACUGCCUUUGGCAAUUAUUGUGGUUGCAGGCCUUUUUUCCAAGCUCAAUGCUCUAGAUGAGUGGAAGAAUACUGCCAAUGCUCUAAGUUCUUCUUCUCGAACUACUCUAGAUGAUGAAGAAUGUUCGAGAAUACUCUCAUUGAGUUACAAUCAUUUGCCCCACAACUUGAAAGCUUGUUUCUUAUACUUGGGAGUUUUUCCAGAAGAUCACGAGAUCAAAGCUGUUAAUCUUGCAAGGCUAUGGCUUGCUGAAGGACUCGUUAAGGCAUUUGAGAAUGAAAGCGUUGAUGCAGUGGCUAACAGGUACAUACAGGAUCUUAUGGAUAGAAACCUAAUAAUUUUAAACGAGAAAAGCCGUUGUGGAAGAAAAGUUAAGAGUUUUAGGAUGCAUGAUUUAUUGCAUGUCUUUUGUGUGAAAGAAGCUCAAAACGAGAAACUUUUGCAUGUUGUCGAGAGUGAAAAUAGUUGUUAUUUUCCUCAGAAAGGUUUCCGCUGGGUAAGCAUCCAAUAUGAAGAUUUUAACAUGUCUACAAUACAACAUUAUACCUUGAAAAGCUAUAGAUCGGUCUUCAGGUUUUUGAUGAGCGGAUCAUUUUUAGAUUUUAGAAAUAGCAAUCUACUGAGAGUACUCUUCUGUGUUAGUGGAUGUUUCUGGCUCAAAAAUAUUGUGAAUAAUGUCCAUUUGAGAUUCCUAAGUGUUGGAAAUGAUAUAGAACUGUCUAGGGCUCAGAGAUUCCUAAAGUCAAGACGUAGAGAGAGUGUUGAAUUGUUAAGGUCUUGGAAUCUUCAAACACUUAAUAGUCUUUAUGGAAGAGUAUCAUACAGAUUAGAUGAAAGAGGGAAGUAUUCGAAGUUUCCACAAUUACACUUUAUUUGUUGCAGUGAGUAUUUUGAUGGAAAUCCUCCCCAUUUUGUUCAAGAACUUUAUGGGAUAAGAGCUGCUGAUUGCUCAAAAGAAUACAUUACCAAUAUUCCAUGCUUGAAGAAGGUACGUAUUCGCGGUGAAGGCAGAGAGAUUAUUGCUAGCAUUGCAAACUUAGCCUAUUUAGAGCAGCUCGAGGUACUUUACAUUUCAAGUUGUCUUGGAACACAUACUCCAAUAAAUAAUGAUAUUGUUCUCUUGAAAAACCUUAGGGAGUUGAUAAUAUAUGGUAUGGGAUUUCAGUGGGAGGAAAUUAAUAUUCUUAGCAAGUUGCCUAGGCUAGAGGUGCUCAACUUAGAACCGAAGUCAUGCCUAGGCAAAGAAUGGGAAAUACAAGAGGAAGUGAUAUUUUGCCACUUAAUUGCUUUAGUUAUCUAUCAACGUGAUCUCAAGCAUUGGAAAGCUAGUAGUCAUAAUUUCCCAAAACUUGAGCACCUAUAUAUUAGGUAUUGCCGUGAAUUGAGAGAGAUCCCAAUUGACUUUGCUGAAAUUUUAACAUUGAAGUCAAUCGAAUUACGGGGAUGUCUUCCUUUUGCUGUGAAAUCAGCCAAGAAAAUUCAGGACGAGCAAUGUGAGUAUGGAAACAACGAUAUGGUUGUUAUUGAGGAAGAAACAUUAAAUGCAAACUCUGCAUCUGGGGUUGGUGUGGUUGAUGAAUGCAAGUUGAAAUUCCUGGAACUGAAGUCCAAGAGGAACUACAGAUACAUCGUGUUCAAGAUCGAUGAGGCGAGCCAGGCUGUAGUGGUCGAAAAGCUCGGGAGCCAUGAAGAGACUCAUAUCCAAUUCUCUAACAGCAUGCCACCAAACGAGUGUCGCUAUGCAGUUUAUGACUAUGAUUUCACCACUGAUGAGAACUGCCAAAAGAGCAAGAUCUUCUUUGUUGCAUGGGCACCAGAAACUGCUCCAAUUAGGAGCAAGAUGGUGUAUGCAAGCUCGAAAGACAGGUUCAGGAGAGAGCUCGAUGGGGUGCAGGUUGAGUUGCAGGCAACUGAUCCGAGUGAGAUGAGCUUGGAUACCUUCAAAGGGAGAGCAUACUAAAAGUUGAUCUCCAUCGCGUUUUUAGUCGUUUCGUUACUUCAUAAACAUCUCAGUUUCUGGGAUUUUCUGCUGGUUAAUUAAUUAGUUCUGAAUCAGAGGAUAAGAUGAGAUUAUCCACUUAUUUCUCCUGAAAGUUUUUUUGUAUUUGAACAUUGUUUGUUCAUCAUUUUUUGUUUUGUAUAUGUUAAGGUCAAUCAUAUAAUUCCUUCAUUUUUACCAAUUGUAUUC